This is a messenger RNA of Suricata suricatta (meerkat), 840 nucleotides long. RefSeq names its product 60S ribosomal protein L10-like. Bases 1 to 840 code for a protein of 279 amino acids. NCBI's taxonomy places the organism in Eukaryota, Metazoa, Chordata, Mammalia, Carnivora, Herpestidae. The record is from RefSeq and is a predicted model, not a curated record. Gene Ontology annotation, molecular function: structural constituent of ribosome. Gene Ontology annotation, cellular component: ribosome; cytosolic large ribosomal subunit. Gene Ontology annotation, biological process: translation; ribosomal large subunit assembly. The transcript has 2 exons.
AUGGCACCUGCCUUCACGACUUUCCUGGGCCCCUGCUCGUGCUGCAUGACUCUGUCCACGGGACUGCAGCUCAGACUCAGUCCUCGGGGUCUCGCCGUGUUGCCUGUGCGGCUGGAGGGCGGGGCUGCUGAGGCACCAUUGUUUAGCCUGCUUUGUCUUUUCCUUUGGCAUGUCACUGAAGAUCUUGGUGUCGCCAGGGGCCGCCGCCCUGCCCUGUGUUACCGGUAUUGUGAGAACAAGACGUAUCCGAAAUCUUGCUUCUGCAGAGGUGUCCCCAGUGCCAAGAUCCGCAUUUUUGACCUGGAGCAUAAGAAGGCAAAAAUGGAUGAGUUCCCACUCUGUGGCCACAUGGUGUCGGAUGAGUACGAGCAGCUCUCUUCUGAAGCCCUGGAGGCCGCCUGUAUUUGUGCCCACAAGUACAUGGUGAAAAGCUGUGGCAAAGAUGGUUUUCACAUCCGAGUGCGAUUCCACCCCUUCCAUGUCAUCUGCAUCAGCAAGAUGUUGUCCUGUGCUGGUGCGGACAGGCUCCAGACAGGUAUGCGGGGUGCUUUUGGAAAGUCCCAGGGCACAGUGGCCUGGGUCCGCAUUGGCCGAGUCAUCAUGUCCAUCAGUACCAAGUUGCAGAACAAGGAGCAUGUGAUUGAGGCCCUACCUAAGGCCAAGUUCAAGUUCCCUGGCCUCCAGAAGACCCACAUUUCCAAGAAGUGGGGCUUUACUAAGUUUAAUGCGGACGAGUUUGAAGACAUGGUGGCUGAAAAGCGGCUCAUCCCAGAUGGUUGUGAGGUCAAAUACAUCCCUAAUCGUGACCUCUUGGACAAGUGGAGGGGUCUGCACUCAUGA